UCCGGAGUGAGAGUCGGCAGCGAGCGCAGUAGUAGGACCCGGUCCUGCGCCUCAGGAAUCGGCGUCCAGGUUCGGAGCGCGGCACAGAGACGGCGGCAGCGUUGGAAGAGGUGCAGCCUCACUUUACAGAAGAGAGAGAAAUGCUAACUUGCCUAUGGUCUUAGCGCUGCUAACGCGCAGAGCUCCGAAUCCUCCGGAUAGCGCCCCCGCUGUAAUCCACCCAGUGCUUUCCGCCAGGCCCAGCUGCCUCUCGAGGGCGCAGGUUUCGGUUUCCUCUUAUUUUAGGCCGCCCAACUCGCUUGAAAACAAAGUCCGCGAUCCUCUAGCCGGCAAGAGAGCUCCGGGAUUCAGACCCUGGGCGCGAGGCCCCGCAAGUGGCGGGGCGGCGCUCUCGCAGUCCUCCUCCCGGACAGGGGCCAGGGCAGUGGGAGGAGGCAGCGCGAGCAGUCCACGCCCUCCUGCCAGGCGCGCUCAACGCGGACGGCGGACAGCGAACCAGCUGCCCGAGCGCCGCAAGGUCCGCGGGCCCACAGCUAGGGCUCCCGAGCGCUGCCGGCCAGGCGGGGCCGGGGAAGCGCAGCGGGACUCGGUUGGACGGCGCGGCCACGGAGACUAGCGCGGGUACAGCUCUGACGGGGGAAAAAAAGAGAUACCGCUUUGGGCAUUCUGAGCAUUCAGAAUGGAACCAGACAUAUCCUUGAAUGCCAUUAAGAUGAAAUCCAGUGACUUCCUGGAGAGGGCAGAACUGGACAGCGGAGGCUUCGGGAAGGUGUCUCUGUGUUUUCACAGAAACCAGGGACUCGUGAUCAUGAAAACAGUGUACAUGGGGCCCAAAUGUACCGAGCACAGUGAGGCCCUCCUGGAGGAGGCGAAGAUGAUGAACAGACUGAGACACAGCCGGGUGGUGAAGCUCCUAGGCGUCAUCAUAGAGGAAGGGAACUACUCCCUGGUGAUGGAGUACAUGGAGAAGGGCAACCUCAUGCACGUGCUGAAAGCCGAGAUGAGUACUCCGCUUUCUGUAAAAGGAAGGAUAAUUGUGGAAAUCAUUGAAGGAAUGUGCUACUUACAUGGAAAAGGCGUGAUACACAAGGACCUGAAGCCUGAAAAUAUCCUUGUUGAUGAUGACUUCCACAUUAAGAUCGCAGACCUCGGCCUUGCUUCCUUUAAGACGUGGAGCAAACUGUCUAAAGAGGAGCACAACGAGCUGAGGGAAGUGGACAGCACCUCCAAGAAGAACGGCGGCACCCUCUACUACAUGGCACCCGAGCACCUGAACGACGUCAACGCAAGGCCCACGGAGAAGUCGGAUGUGUACAGCUUUGCCAUAGUACUUUGGGUGAUAUUUGCACAUAAGGAGCCAUAUGAAAAUGCUAUCUGUGAGCAGCAGUUGAUAAUGUGCAUAAUAUCUGGCAACAGGCCAGAUGUGGAUGACAUCAUUGAGUACUGCCCAAGGGAAAUUAUCAGCCUCAUGAAGCUCUGCUGGGAAGCGAAUCUGGAAGUUCGGCCGACAUUUCCUGGCAUUGAAGAAACAUUUAGGCCUUUUUAUUUAAGUCAAUUGGAAGAAAGCGUAGAAGAAGACGUGAAGAGUUUAAAGAAAGAGUAUUCAAAUGAAAAUGCAGUUGUGAAGAGAAUGCAGUCUCUUCAACUUGAUUGUGUGGCAUUACCUCCUAGCAGGUCAAAUUCAGCCACAGAGCAGCCUGGUUCUCUGCACAGUUCCCAGGGAUUUGGGAUCGGUCCUGUGGAGGAGUCCUGGUUUGCUCCCUCCCUGGAGCACCAGCAGGAAGAGAAUGUGCCCAGCCUGCAGAAUAAACUCCAGGAGGAAACCAACUACCAUCUCUAUGGCAGCCGCAUGGACAGGCAGACGAAACAGCAGCCCAGACAGAAUGUGGCUUACAACAGAGAGGAGGAGAGGAAACGAAGGGUCUCCCAUGACCCUUUUGCACAUCAAAGACCUCGUGAAAAUUUUCAGAAUACAGAGGGAAAAGGCAUUGCUUAUUCUGGUGCAACCAGUCAUGGUAAUGCAGUGUACCGGCCCUCAGGGCUCACUAGCCAACUUCAAGUACCAUAUCAGAACAGUGGAUCAUACGGCUUACGUGGCUUUGGAGCAAGACCACUGGAUCAAGGAACAGCAGGUCCCAGAGUUUGGUAUGGGCCAAUUCCAAGUCAUCCGCCUAGUCUGUAUAAAAGCCCAGUGCCUGAGACCAACUUUCUAGGAAACACACCCACCAUGCCCUUCAGCUCCUUGCCACUACCAGAUGAAUCUAUAAAAUGUACCAUAUUCAACAGUAGUGGCAUUCAGAUUGGAGCCUACAAUUAUAUGGAGGUUGGUGGGAUGAGUUCAUCACUAUCAGACAACACAAAUGUGAACUUUAAAGAAGAGCCGGCUUCUAAGUACCAAGAUAUCUUUGAUAAUACCACUAGUCUGACUGAUAAACACCUGGACCCAAUCAGGGAAAAUCUGGGAAAGCAGUGGAAAAACUGUGCCCGUAAACUGGGCCUCACACAAUCUCAGAUUGAUGAAAUUGACCAUGACUAUGAGCGAGAUGGACUAAAAGAAAAGGUUUACCAGAUGCUUCAAAAGUGGCUGAUGAGGGAAGGCAUUAAAGGGGCCACAGUGGGGAAGCUGGCCCAGGCACUCCACCAGUGUUCCAGGAUCGACCUUCUGAACCACUUGGUCUACAUCAGCCAGAACUAACCCUGGACGGACUAUGGCAGGUCAAGCGACUCCUCACUUAGUGAAUUGCUGGAGACCCCAAGAAUGUGGGGCGUGACCAACUCAGUAUCCCUCUGGAGGCUAUAUGAGUAAACAGCAAACUGUCCUCAUGAAACCAGGAUGUCAGCUGCCAGACGGAAAGUUGAGGGCAGUUGCGCCCCAGGUCCUGUGCUCCUUGAGGCUAUCUGUGCUCCUUGAGGUUAUCUACCUAAAUAUCUGUAAUCUGUUGGACAAAGGAAGCAGUACUUGUAUUAAUUCAAGUUGACCUCCUCCUCCCUAUUCACUUUGCUUAAAUACGAAGGGCUGUAAAAGCUCAGGGCUUUUGUUCACUAGAAGCAAAGAGUCCCCUGACCCCUUCUUUCAAAUAGAACCUUUUGUCUUUGUCUUCAGUUCCUAAGUUGGCUGCCUCAGAGCAUUCAGAAUUGUCCUCACUGAUUGGGGUUCUGUGUCCACAGAAAUAUUGUUUCCUAUAUUUCAUAGCUGGAGAAUGGGGAAAGAAAUCUGGAGCAAAAGGGUCUCACUCUGUUACCCAGACUGGUCCCAAACUUCUCGACUCAAGUGAUCCUCCCACCUCGGCCUCCCAAAGUGCCAUGAGCCAUUGUGCCCAGCCAACAAUCCGCUGUGAGGAAAGUGAGGCAGGAAGACCUCUUAAUGGCAUAGCACCAAUCAAAACAUGACUCCUAACUGGGUUUGGAAAUGAAGGGAAGAGAUGUCUGAGGAAGAUCCUUUUAUUUCAGCUUAUGCCGUUUUCUAGAGUUUUGUUGAGACAAGAAGAAAAACUCAAGAGAACAUAAAAUCAGCUUUUAAAAUUCUGUGCUGUGGUCUUCACAAAGGUUCCUAUUAUAACCAAAGUACAGUAGAACUCUAAGCCCUGCUCAAAGAGAUUUGUUUGUAUCACAACUGCAGCUCAUUGCCAAAUUACAGGGUCUGUAUUACAAUUUGAUACAGUAUCAAAUACUGUAUCAGUCACUAUAGGCUCUAAGAAUCACAUGCAGUCUUCAUUAAAUUAUCGAUUAUUUUUUAAAUUAAUUGAAUUUAUAGUCAGUUAAUUUUUAAAUUAACUGAACAGAUUUAAAGAGGUACUAAGGAGGGGGAAAAAUCGUGGGGAGGGAAAGACCAGAAUUUCCCAGGCAGUUAUUGCAAGGAAUUGCUACCAACUGUGACAACAACAAAAAUUCUUGAUUGACUUUUAAAGCUCUUUCCUGGCAUUCUGGUACUUUCACUCAGCCUGGGUGCCCUGGAGAGGGAAUAGGAAAUGUUGAUCUCUACCCCUGGAUGAGACCAGAACCUUAAGGCUGAUACUGCUGAGUGGCUUCCUCGGUUUACUCCUGCGUACUGUGAAAGCAUUUUCAUAUUUUUUCUGUGUGCCAGAGUAAAAAAGGACAGCUUCUGGGUCUGGUAAUGGUGCCUCUGGCACCCAGCCUUUCAAAGCUCACCUGAAACCCGGGGGUGGAUGAAAGAACGAGAAGACUGAAGCUGGGUGGGCUGCUCAGUGUCUCCGCUGGCAUUUUGCUAAACAGAGAGGGAAGGCUGUGUGCUUAGCUCUCCCCAGAGGGAGGGCGAGAAGGGUGUGGUGAUGGUCAGUCUGGCUGUCAGAACCGAUUCUGGUGUCUUGGGCUGUUAACAGUGUUGUGGAUUCUGAUUCUGAAUCCCCUUAACUCCAGCAGACACAUCCAUACCCCUGAAAUGGAGCUGCGCAACAGGCUGUCUCAGCCUUGGCACUGUUGAUGUCUCUGGCUGGGUAAUUCUCUGUUGUGGGGACUGUCCUGUGUCUUGUAGGAUGUUUGGCAGCAUCCCUUCCCCUACCUACUAGAUGCCAGGGGCACUGAUCUCCCCCUCCUCCUUCCCCCAGUUGUGACAAAAAUGUAAACAUCAAAUGGUCCUUGGAAAGGAGAAGAUUGCCCUGGUUGAGAAGAGCAUGCUGUAAAGUAAUGAGCCUCGGCUCUCCUGUCCGCACCCUUCCAGCUACUACUUGGCUGCCAUGCAGCCUUGGAUCCUGCAGCCCAAAAGGGAGAAGGGAGGGGAGGGGCCGGGCUUUGCUGGAGGGGCCUGGGUGAUUUCUGUGUGCUCCUUGUACCAUCUUCCUAAUGGUGUUAUCAAAUCUCUUAAUUUCCAAAGAGGUUGAAUAAUCAAUGUUAAAAGGCAAAAGGGCAAGACAUUUUUUAACACACUGUUUAAAAUAAAAUUUUAUGCCUCAACUAUAGG
Molecule: messenger RNA, 4918 nt
Organism: Sapajus apella (tufted capuchin)
Lineage: Eukaryota; Metazoa; Chordata; Mammalia; Primates; Cebidae
Gene: RIPK1
Product: receptor interacting serine/threonine kinase 1
Exons: 12
Coding region: 680-2695 (671 amino acids)
Biological process (GO): protein phosphorylation; signal transduction
Molecular function (GO): JUN kinase kinase kinase activity; protein binding; ATP binding
Source: RefSeq, a predicted model, not a curated record